UAUCAAUCAUAGUAUAACACAUACCCAUCAUUCACAGAAACACUCUCCAACACCAUAUGUCAUUUUCAUAAUAAGGAUACAUUUAAUAAGUUACCAUGCGAGCAGUCCGAUACCACGGCCGAGGCGAUAUCCGAGUCGAGGAGAUCCAGGAACCCGGGUCGUGCGGGGUGGGUGAGGUGAAGAUCAGACCUGCUUUCGUGGGGAUAUGUGGUAGUGACAUCCACGAAUACCUCCACGGCCCGUCGACCAUUCCGAGCACUACGCACCCCAUUACGGGGGAGAAGAUCCCCGUGACACUAGGUCACGAGUUCAGCGGCACGAUUACGGAAGUAGGGGAGGGAGUGAUUCGUCUCCAUGUGGGAGAUAAAGUGGCCAUUAAGCCGAAUCUGUUCGAUGGUGGGUGUGCGGCUUGUCUGGGGGGUUGGGUGAAUUGUUGUGAUAAUUUGGGGUUUGUGGGGUUUAGUGGUAGUGCUGGGGGAUUAUCGGAUUAUGUUGUAGUCAAGGAGCAUAGGGCUGUGAAGUUGCCGGAGGGGUUUGAGUUGGAUCUUGGGGCUCUCGUGGAGCCACUGACUGUGGCAUGGCAUGCAGUCAAUCGGUCUUCUAUUCAGAAUGAUAAUGCUCGUACGGCGCUGGUGGUGGGUGCUGGACCCAUUGGGCUUGCUGUGCUUCUGGUUCUCAAGGCCCGUGGCAUGGAAAACAUUGUCGUUGUGGAGGUCUCGUCGCAGCGGAGGGAACUUGCCUUUUCUUUGGGCGCUACGCGUGUUCUUGACCCCCGGGCUGACGAUGUUGUGGCCACGGUGCGUGCGAUGACGGGAAAUGCCGGAGCUGAUAUAGCAUUUGAAUGCUCUGCUGUGCAAGCAGGACUGGAUACCGCUUUGAAAGGGAUCCGGGCACGGGGCACAAUGACGGUUCUGUCUCUCUGGAGCGACAAGCCGGCGAUCGAUGCAUUUGACGUGGUACUAGGCGAAAAGCACGUGGUAGGGUCGGUGAUAUAUGAAGACGGAGAAUUCGAGGCCGUCAUCGACGCUAUGUGGUCAGGCAAACUCAACCCUCGGGCCUUAAUCACCAGUAAAAUCCGCAUGGAAGACAUCGUCGAAAAAGGCUUCAAAUCCUUACUCCACGGCCGAGACAACCAGAUCAAGAUCUUGGUGGACAUUUCGGCAUGAAAGUCCGAGACAUCCAGGGCGAGUAGGACGAGUAUUGAUCAGCUGCGGCUGGCGGUGUGUUGCACGACGUGGUCCAAAUCCAGAUACGUGUGUUGUUACUUGCAUUUUAGCCCGUGUUAUACAUGACAACAUCCUUACCAUGCACAGCUUCCCUCUCGUCCGAGGAUUGGCGUACUUCUUGAAGGCGCAGCACAGCCAGUUUUCUUGCAAUGCCGAGACCAGCAGAAGCAGACGUGUCAGCAAUGCCAAGGCAUUUCUUAAUCCGGGCACUCCGUGUCGUAGACUGGUCCGCCCGGGGAGGGGGAAUACGGCGCUAGCUAUUGUGUUGUAGAACGAAUCCCUGUAGUGUUGUCUCUCAGUAUCCAUGGGAAGAAAGUCCUCUAGAGAGGAGGCGAGGCG
Molecule: messenger RNA, 1565 nt
Organism: Aspergillus eucalypticola CBS 122712
Lineage: Eukaryota; Fungi; Ascomycota; Eurotiomycetes; Eurotiales; Aspergillaceae
Product: 2,3-butanediol dehydrogenase
Exons: 6
Coding region: 96-1166 (356 amino acids)
Biological process (GO): butanediol biosynthetic process
Cellular component (GO): cytoplasm
Molecular function (GO): zinc ion binding; (R,R)-butanediol dehydrogenase activity
Source: RefSeq, a predicted model, not a curated record